Messenger RNA from Zingiber officinale, 2604 nucleotides. RefSeq lists its product as uncharacterized. Bases 1 to 1752 code for a protein of 583 amino acids. Gene Ontology annotation, cellular component: CCR4-NOT complex; P-body; CCR4-NOT core complex. The transcript has 5 exons. Lineage: Eukaryota; Viridiplantae; Streptophyta; Magnoliopsida; Zingiberales; Zingiberaceae. Gene Ontology annotation, molecular function: poly(A)-specific ribonuclease activity; xenobiotic transmembrane transporter activity; antiporter activity. Gene Ontology annotation, biological process: transmembrane transport. The record is from RefSeq and is a predicted model, not a curated record.
AUGGCUGUCGCAGUCGUCAACAAUAACGAUAUGCUAAUUUCCUCUUCCGCCGCCAGCGCCAGCGCCAGCAGAGUCGAGGUUCGCUCCGUGUGGGCUCAUAACCUCGACGAGGAGUUCGCCCUUAUCCGCUCCGCCGUCCCGUUCCACCCCUUCGUCGCAUUGGACACCGAGUAUCCUGGCGUCGUCGUCGCUUCCAAAAAUCCCUACUGCACCCUCACCCUCCCCCAGCGCUACGAAUUGAUCCGCGCCAACGUCGAGGCCCUCCGCAUCGUCCAGGUCGGUCUCACCCUCUCCGACGCCGCCGGCAACCUCCCAUGUGUCAUCUACAGCGACGGCACUUGUGUGAGUUACGUGUGGGAAUUUAAUUUCCGCGACUUCGACAUCAGCCGCGACCGUUACGCCCCUUCCUCCGUCGAGCUGCUCAAGGCUAAUGGCAUCGACUUCCAAAAGAAUCAAAUAUGGGGCAUCGACUCUUGCAGAUUCGCCCAGAACUUGGCCACCUCCGGCUUGCUUUCCUUUGGCCAUUUUUCUCCCGUCUCCUGGGUUACCUUCCAAGGCGCCUAUGACUUCGCCUUCCUAGUCAAGAUGCUGACAUGCGACUGCAAAUUACCAAAGACCGUUCGUGAGUUCUUGCACCUCGUUCACUUCUUUUUCGGCAAAAGGGUGUUCGAUGUGAAGCACCUUUACGGAGGAUUGGAGCGGGUGGCCUCUACCGUCGGAGUUGAGCGAGCAGUGGGCUCUCGACAUCAGUCCGGCUCCGAUAGCUUAUUAACAUGGCAGGUGUUCUACCAAAUCGCCUCUCGCGACCUUCACACUACCCUCGAAGAUGAGAACGAGGAGGAGGUGCCAAAGAAUGGGGAGGAUUUCGAUUUUGACGGAGCCGUCGUGGAGAAGGCAGCCGGCGCGAUCGGGGUCAAAUUAGGGUUCCAUGGGAAGGGACAGGGAGAGGGAUUGGGUGAUCGAACUCAUUGUUCUCUGGCUCCUUCCUCAACGCCAACGACCAGUCGGACACGGUCGCGAAGGUGGGCCGGAUCUACUCCCGCGGCCUCCUGCCUCAGCUCAUCUCCUUCACCCUUUAUUACCCAAUGCGACGAUUCCUAUAGGCUCAAAACAUCAUCAACCCCAUGGCCGUCAUCGACGUCGCCGUCCUCCUCUUCCAUAUCCUCAUCUCCUAGCUUGCCAUCUUUGUCCUUGACUUCGACCUCCUCGGGGCCUCCAUCACUCUCAGCAUCCCUUGGUGGGUGCUCGUCCUCUCCACUUGGCUCUACAUCAUCCUCAUCCCUUCCUACAGGACCACCUGGACUGACCUCUCUAUUAAGGUCUUCACCGACAUCUGGCUCUUUUUCAAACUCACUGUUUCAUCAACCAUCAUGCUCGUGUAAGUCAACCCUCCAACUUUCUCCCCCUCUCUUCCUCUUCCCCCUCGCUCAAACUCACAUUCAUCAUAGCUUGGAGAUUUGGCACAUCCAAGGUUUCGUGCUGAUCACAGGCUACCUCCUAAAUCCAGAAAUCUCACUCAAUGUCAUAUCUAUCUGUGCAAAUUAUUGGAAUUGGGACUUCAUGAUCAUGCUCGGCUUGAGCAAUGCCGCAAGUGUGAGGAUAGGGAAUGAGUUGGGGGCUGCUCAUCCUCGAGUCGCUAAGUUUGCAGUCCUUGUUAUGGUGACGACCAACUUGAUCCUUAGCUUGAUCAUCAGUGUGUUGGUCCUCAUACUGCACACGCUCUUGCGCAAGCUCUACACCAGCAAUCAUUAAUCUAACUCCUCUACUUUCCAUCUCCAUUUUCUUGAAUGGAGGUUUGCCAAUUCUGUCUAGUACAACAUUGAUCUAAAAUUCUAUAAUUAUUUUUUUUAAUGGACGACUAGCUUCAAGUGUUCACGAGGAUGGAUGAUGUAGGAGUUGCUAUUGGAAGUGGGUGGCAAGGCAUAGUGGCUUAUGUAAAUGUGGGUGCAUAUUACCUAAUUGGACUUCCCAUCGGCAUUGUUUUUAGAUUCAAGUAGUUUAGCUACUACUGUAAGUGAAAACUAAGAUUUAAAUUACUCUUUUGAUCUGUUUUGAUUUAGGAAAAAUAUUAAACAAUUGUUUUUGAUGCUGCUGUGGCUCAAGGAAUAUGGUGGGGAUUGAUCAUUGGAGUCUUUGUUCAAACAAUCUCUCUCAUCGUCUUAAUUGUCAGGACAAACUGAAAAAGAGAAGUUCUCAAACUGUUGCUCACUCAUGAAACACUUUUUUUUCAUAAAAAAAUAUCAAAAUUUUCAUUUCUGAAAAUGGUGAUAGAAUUUUUUCCCUCUUUUAGCCCAAUGAAAUAGGACAUAUGAGAAUGACCUCUGUUUGCAAGUGGACAAAGCGAUCAAACACUUGAAGCAUACUGUUGAUGAAGAUACUUUAGCGAUAGUCGACGACAUCAAGUGACUAGUCAGCAAAAUUCUUUACACACCUACAAGGUAGAAAAUCUGCAAAAGCUUGGUGAAGAUGAAGAAUAUGCUCGAAUUAUGGCAAGACUAGAAGAACUAGAAAAGAUAGAGGAGCUUGAAAAUAGAAAUACUUCAAAAGAUAACACUCAAAAGAAUGAGCACAGUUCGUGAUGGAGAUGGGGGUAGCAAAGCUAGA